Messenger RNA from Cadophora gregata, 876 nucleotides. RefSeq names its product Iron-sulfur assembly protein 1 (gene ISA1). The transcript has a single exon. Gene Ontology annotation, cellular component: mitochondrion; cytoplasm. Lineage: Eukaryota; Fungi; Ascomycota; Leotiomycetes; Helotiales; Ploettnerulaceae. The record is from RefSeq and is a predicted model, not a curated record. Gene Ontology annotation, biological process: iron-sulfur cluster assembly. Bases 1 to 876 code for a protein of 291 amino acids. Gene Ontology annotation, molecular function: 2 iron, 2 sulfur cluster binding.
AUGUCUGUACAGAGAAUAGUAUCACCAUUGGCAUCGCCAGCCAGCUUCGUCUUCCGCUUCGCCUCCUCCCCAUCAAACCUGCGACCAUGCCCUCACAUGCUACGAACCUUCUCUUCCUCCCAGUCUCUACAGGCUUCCUCGAAGCGAAAAAUGCAAACAAGCACAGCAUACACGCCAUACUCUCUAGAGCCCCAACCUCCUCUUCCUCGAAACUCCGGCAUCCCAGAUACAUCGAUCGCAGGAUCCAUCCCGCAAGUCAACGAAACCAGGCCACCCAGACACACAAAACAGUUUGAAAUCACGUUAGAACGUCCUGCAGAAGAGAAGACCAGCAUCAGCGUCACAGAGCAGGAAGCACAGAUAUCUCGCCCGACAACGACAGCGACAUCAGCAGCGACGGCGGCACCGGAAAAACCCCGCGCAAAGCCUCGGCCCAAGUUGCGAGCUCGAAAAGCUGCAAUGAAGCUCACGCCUGGGGCUGUCAAUCAAUUAAGAGAGUUGCUGAAUCAACCAGAGCCGAAGCUCAUCAAGGUUGGAGUGCGGAAUCGUGGCUGUAGUGGGUUGGCGUACCACCUGGAGUACGUGGAGAAGCCCGGCAUGUUUGACGAAGAGGUGGAACAGGAUGGCGUGAAGGUGCUUAUAGACAGCAAGGCGCUGUUCAGUAUAAUUGGAAGUGAGAUGGACUGGGUUGAAGAAAAGCUCAAUCAGAGAUUUGUUUUCACCAACCCGAACAUAAGUAUGCUCCCAAAAAUCAACCAGUACCAAACAGAGCUAACCAUUCCACAGAGGAACAAUGCGGUUGCGGCGAAUCCUUUAUGGUAUAAUGGCACGACUUCCUUUCCUUUCACGUAUUAUAGAUUCGACUUUACGGCAUAG